This is a messenger RNA of Lytechinus pictus (painted urchin), 1914 nucleotides long. RefSeq names its product dentin sialophosphoprotein-like. NCBI's taxonomy places the organism in Eukaryota, Metazoa, Echinodermata, Echinoidea, Temnopleuroida, Toxopneustidae. The record is from RefSeq and is a predicted model, not a curated record. The transcript has 9 exons. Bases 177 to 1502 code for a protein of 441 amino acids.
AAUGUGCAUAUGCUUAAUUGGAAAAUCUGACUCGAUCAUUCAUGAUCCAAGAUCCAAAUGCCGUGACGACUGAUAGAUUUAACUUUUACCAUGUUUACGGCAUUCACUUGAAAUAAUAAUGGGAUUGUCAAACUGCUUUUGAUUGAAGAUAUUCAUCGUAGUCCAAAGCAUCUAUCAUGGGAAAGAAGCGGAUCCAUCGUAAGCCUGUCGCUCUGACGUUUGCCGAUACGAGUAACCAGCCUACGGAGCAGGAUAGGGAAGGAUGCUCUUCCUGGGAUCCCACAGAGAGGGAAAGGAAUCGAAGAGACGGCAGCAAAGAGACCUCUCACCGGAGGCAAGAGAAUGGAGAUGAAGAUGAGGUGGAGUGUAUGGGCAUGGUGAGUAGCAGUACCACCAGCACAGAUAACCACCGGGUCAGCCGUCCAAGCAACAGAGAGCUGCUUCGAAGACAACAAGAAGAGGAAGAACAAAAAAUAAGAAAACAAGAGGAGGAAGAAUUUCAGAGAGCCAUUGAGCUUAGUCGCCAGGAGAUGCAAGUCACAUCGGUAACCAACUCAACCAGUGAUGAUAUCCUCAGCAGUGGUGAAAGUGAGGGAGAGGACAGGGUACAGACCAACAACGGCAUUGGAGGAGAUAGUGACCAGAGCUCUUCAGGGCCCGAGGAAGUGGGGUUGGCCCUCCACGGCGAGGCGCAAGCCCAGACGAGCGGGAGACGCGACGCAUCAAACGAAAACAAUGAUAGUGAAAGCAGCGAUUCAGGGGAAAGCGACAUCACUGAUAUCAGUAACAGGGAGAAUGAUGAGAGGGGCAUGGCAGGGGAGGUUAGCGGCCGGGAGGUGGAAGAUGUCGAUGAGGUUGGAAAUGGAGAUGAUGAUAAUGAUGAUUCAUCUGUAGGCUCUUCCAUCUUGUUGCAGUCGGACGAUGAGGAGAUAACGGCUGGGCAGCCACCCCACUCAUCUAGCAGUCGCCCCACCCAAUCCAGUGAGAAGGCCAUUGCUAAGGUCUGCCCUCUGGAGGAUCCAAACACAGUAUCGCAGGAUGGAAGCAUCGAUAUCUUUGACGUGAUGGAAGACCAGGACCCGCUCUCUCAAGAACUGUUUGUGGAUAGUCAGAGAUCCUACAAGGGGUAUGAGCAUCAGCCUGAAUCUACACACAGUCAAGAGGAAGAUAGAGGUGGCAGUUCCAACAUGGAGUCAAGGCGGACCAGGCUGAGUUUGCGGAAGAGGAAACGAAACGGCGAAGAUGGAUCUGAACCCAGGACCAACAGCAACAAGACCAAAGCCCCAAGGCUUGCCCAGGAAUCAGACUCAGACCUGUCAGAGGUCGAUUUGGAAGUCAGGGUUGACGACGAUGAGUCCAGCAGCGCACCACCCUCGCAAGAUGCAGGUUUCAUUGAUUUCCCUGAUAGGUUCCAAGGCAAUGCUGGGGUACCGCUUGUCGAUAAGAGAAAGGUAAGUUAUUUGCCAAAAAAAUUAUUUACAAAAAAAGUGAUGUUUAUAUAAUAUUGGAUAGCUCAGAAUGGAAUACCAGAAAUAUUCCAAUAUUUUAUAUUAUAUUGGCCCUAACGAGUGGACUAUUUCUGGUAUUUCAUGAAAUAAAGCCAUCCAAUAUAAUUAUUAUCAUCUAUCCCACCCCCCCCCCCCCAAAAAAAAAGAGGGAACGAUGUGACUUAACAAAUCAAAAUAAAACCACAACACCAUCUCAAAGGGAUGACUGUCCCUUUGGACACAGUAUUAUGGUGGUCAUUUUUUCGUCACACCUUUGAAUAUUCUAUUUUAUUAUUUUAGAUACUAGGUUUUUUCAUGCACCUGCUGUGUGAUAUUUGUUUUCUUUUAUUUGAUAACAUUUUAUGCUGCAUUACAACAGCAACAUCAAUAAAUUAAAAUUGAUACAUUGUAUGUUACUUAUCAGAAG